Molecule: messenger RNA, 450 nt
Organism: Pygocentrus nattereri (red-bellied piranha)
Lineage: Eukaryota; Metazoa; Chordata; Actinopteri; Characiformes; Serrasalmidae
Product: snaclec A9-like
Exons: 5
Coding region: 73-408 (111 amino acids)
Source: RefSeq, a predicted model, not a curated record
UCUUCAGUCACACAAACACCAGGAGACACAAACACAGACACUGUCAGAGCGACUUUACCAGCAGUAACAGUCAUGAGUUCAGCUCUGUAUCUGGUCCUGCUUUUCUCAGCUCUGUGGACUCUCUCCUUCUGUGGGACUCGUCAGUUUUAUGUGGUGAAUCAAGAUAAGACCUGGACCGAUGCUCAGAAAUACUGCAGACACAAAUUCACGGACCUGGCAACCAUUCAGAGCCAAAAGGAGAUGAACGCUCUGUUAGCUGUUCACAAUAGGAAAACAGGCUAUUUCUGGAUUGGACUGAGACAGAAAAGAAAUGUGAACAACACUUGUUUCCAAGGAGCUGCUGCAGGGCCACCAAUGACCAGUGGGGUCAACCGGAGCUUCCACUCAUCCAGAUUAAUGAGGAGUUGACGUGGAGAGAAGCUCUGAGAUCCUGCAGAGAGAAUCAUGUGG